Molecule: messenger RNA, 1173 nt
Organism: Striga hermonthica
Lineage: Eukaryota; Viridiplantae; Streptophyta; Magnoliopsida; Lamiales; Orobanchaceae
Source: the annotation of a GenBank genome assembly
AUGUCGUUUCCAGUUACGGGAAAUGGGGAGGAUGAUUUGGUAAAGAAAUUAGAUAGUGUCUCUUUGUCCAACAAGGAAGAAGGAGAUACCGAAAUUGUGGGCAAGGAUAUUCUAGUUGGGGAAGAGGAUGUCGGGCGAAGUCUAUUUGGGAAAAUUAUUGGCGAUAGAAAGGCAAUGCUUCUGGGAGUUAAGAGAACCAUGUCAGCAAUAUGGAGGAUUCAACAGCCAAUGGAAGUUCGAGAAUUGGACUCCAAUUUCUUUCAAUUUGUCUUCCAGUCCAAGGAAGAUUUGCCGAAAGUAGCGGCCAGAAAUACCUGGUUAUUUGAAAAUCAAUAUUUAAUCUUGAAGGAAUGGAGAGAAGGGAUGAGCUCUAAUCAUCUUUGUUUUGAUGAAGUGGUGCUGUGGGUACAAGUCCAUAAUGUACCAUUGAACUGGAUCUGUACGGACGUGGGCCUGAAGGUAGACAAUGUAUUUAAGGGGGUUAAGAACGUGGUGAUACAUCAAUCCAGUAAUGUAGCUGGUAGACAUCUGAAGCUUCUUGCAGUUAUUGAUUUAAAUGAAGCCAUACCAAGAUGUACGCACAUUCGAUUGGAAAAUCAGCGGGUGAGGGUGAAUUUCAAAUACGAAAGGUUAGUCAAUUUGUGUUAUUAUUAUGGCAUGAUUAGUCACUUAGAUAGGAUCUGCAAAAAAACAACCUCAGACAUUGGGAAUCACAAAAUGCAAGAGGGGCAGUAUGGGGAGUGGCUAAAGGCUUCUAUGUUCAAUUCAAGUAGUCACAGUGGUCCUUCAUCUGGGUCAGGCCUAAAUGGGACGAAUUCUCCUCCUCCAAAGCCUAAUUCAGCAGCUUCAAACGCAGAGUUCAAGAAUCAGGAGAAACAGACAGGAGAGAGCUCGAAGAUGCAAGAGCUGGAAUUUAUACCAGAUGGUGGCAAAGGGGAGAGUGGCACAGAAAAGGGGAAGGAUGUGGAACAAGGGGAUGUUGGAAAGAAACUGGAAAGAAGUAUUGAUUUAUCUAUUUCUCAUGAACAUGGACAAGAUUUGGAGACACCCUCUCCCAGAGAAGGCAUAGAGACAAUGGAAACUGAAGUACUUCCCAAUAGCCUGGUACAAGUAAGGGCAGAACAUCUCGAGGAUCCUUCACAAUCUCAUCAGAAACCUAAGGUUAGCACAUGA